This is a messenger RNA of Sinocyclocheilus rhinocerous, 3702 nucleotides long. Its product is annotated as zinc fingers and homeoboxes protein 1-like. NCBI's taxonomy places the organism in Eukaryota, Metazoa, Chordata, Actinopteri, Cypriniformes, Cyprinidae. Gene Ontology annotation, biological process: regulation of transcription by RNA polymerase II. The coding region runs from base 362 to 2839 and encodes 825 amino acids. Gene Ontology annotation, cellular component: nucleus. Gene Ontology annotation, molecular function: DNA binding; DNA-binding transcription factor activity, RNA polymerase II-specific. The transcript is spliced from 3 exons. The record is from RefSeq and is a predicted model, not a curated record.
UCCUCCGCUCUAGAUGAUUAUUGUGUUUACUGAGAGACCCAUAAAACACCAGCGCAGUGUGCCUGGCCAAACAAUAGAGUAACUGAGACAUCAGGGAGAGAAACAUCCGAUCGGCGUGGAAUCUGUCCGGUCCAUCCAGGGUUUUCCCCCCGCUAAGUGCGGCGGGUCUCGUUCCGUCUCGCCUCCGCUCUUCCUGCUGCUGAACCGGAGGAUACUCGCACCCAGAGCCGCGAUUUGACACUGAAGCUCGCGGCCGGAUGUUGAGCUCAAAUCUUGGAAUGAGACUAACGUUUAGCAUGUAAAUUCAACCUCCUGGAGGUUCUGGCCAUCUUAUAUUUUCUUUUUCACAUUCACAAACACAAUGUCGAGCAGAAGGAAGUCCACUACCCCCUGCAUGGUGCUUCCAUCAGAUGUUGUAGAGCAAGAUCCUGAUAUGGAGGCCCUGGAAGGGAAUGAAGGAGCUGAGAGUAUGGCAGACGGUCCUACUGAGGGAGCAGUGGUUCCCAUGGAAACAGAAACAGAACAUGAGGGGAUCCAUUUCUCGAGUGAGGAAUGUCGUUCUUCAGGAAAACGCUCUGGUCAAACGUCACUAGAGCAGCCCAUCUCUGAUCUGAUCGCCGAGGGUGGUUUUGUGCAGAAAGAGAUGGUGGAUAGUGAUGACCCCUCACUUACUGGAAUCCCUCUCAGCAAGACUCCUAUAAUGAAAAUGAAAAGCAAGUCUGAACCCAAGAGAAUAGCUGUGUCUCUAAAAGGCACAAGUGAAAGCGAGGCAGUGAUUGAAAGUGAGAUGGAACUGGAGCCACUGGAAGCGUCGGUGAUGGCCACUUGCAUGGCACCAGAACUCAUGAGCCCAUUGUUCACAGAGUCUGUAAAGCCCAGCGUUCUUGUCAAUAUUUCAAACCCUGUGGUAGCAGAUCAGAAGAAGCUGGUUAUGAACUCUGCGACGGUUCUUCCGGCAGGCCUGGCCCAGGUGCUUUCUGCCUUGCAGGCCCAGCAGAGUGCUCAAACUCAACUUCUAAUACCAGUAAGUAGUAUUCCCACAUAUAAUGCUGCGAUGGACUCCAAUGCAGUCCUGGUCAACACCUACAAGAAGUUCCCCUACCCGUCUGUGUCUGAAAUCAUGGGUCUUGCAGCACAGACCAAGUUCAGUGAGGAGCAGAUAAAGAUCUGGUUUUCGGCUCAGCGUUUGAAGCAUGGUGUUAGUUGGACCCCAGAAGAGGUUGAGGAAGCCAGGAGGAAGCAAUUUAAUGGCACAGUCCACACAGUUCCCCAGACCAUCACAGUCAUCCCAGCCCAUCAUUUUUCCGCCACUAAUGGCCUGCAGUCUAUUCUUCAGACCUGCCAGAUUGUGGGUCAACCAGGUCUGGUUCUGACACAGGUUGGCACAGCCAACAGCUUCCCAGUGACCACACCGAUAACCCUGACAGUAGCAGGAAUGCCCAGUCAAAGCCAGACGCCCAAGUUCACAACUAAUCAAACAAGCCCUGCGCUCAGUGAAACUAAGAGAGCUACUACAGUUCAGCCCCCAUCGCUGACCCCUCAGGAGAACUCUGCACUCAGUGCCGAUCACUUUGGCCUGCGGCCUAAGAAAUCCAAGGAACAGCUGUCUGAAUUGAAAGCAAGCUAUCUGAAGAAUCAGUUUGCCAGUGAUGCUGAGAUAGCUAGGCUAAUGAAGUUGACCAACCUCACCAAAGGUGAGAUUAAAAAGUGGUUCAGCGACACCCGAUACAACCAGCGCAAUUCUAAGAACAGCCACGCCUUCAUCGUCAAUGACAAUCCCAGGGGUAGUAGCAGUGCCACCAUUGUUAUCGACUCCAGCGAUGAAACGCCACAGUCUCCGACGCCAUCGCCCAUCAAAGAGAAGGAGACACGUGCCAAGACCUGGAACCCCUUCCCGGACUUUACGCUGCAGAAGUUUAAAGAAAAGACACCAGAGCAGUUGGUGGUCCUAGAUGAAAGCUUUCAGAAAUGUGACACACCAACUGAUGAAGAGCUCAGCCGGCUGAGGACCGAGACGAAACUUACCAGACGUGAGAUCGAUGCCUGGUUUACAGAAAAAAGAAAAACCCCUGUGCCUGAUUCCUCAGAGUCAAAAGCAGAUGGUGAAACGUCCCAAAAUAAGGGGAGCCAAACUCCACCUGGAGGAAAGAGGCUAAGCAAAGAGAAGGUUACUAAGAAAACUCCCGAGCAGCUUCAUGUUCUGAAGACUGCGUUCAUUCGCACCCAGUGGCCCUCGAUGGAAGAAUACGACCAGCUGGCUGAGGAGAGUGGACUGCCUCGUUCCUACAUCGUCAACUGGUUUGGCGACACACGCUAUGCCUGGAAGAAUGGCAACUUGAAGUGGUAUUUUUACUAUCAAAGUGGAAACAUGGGAGGAACGAAUGGCAACAAAAACAGAAAACGGAGGAUUCGAAACCGCGGUUGGGGAAGAACCCGUAGUAGAAAAGCAAAGAAGCACACAGAAUCGGAGAAGAAUUUACCAAUCAGGUUCAAGUCUGGACGGGAUACUCUGAAGGAGUACUACUUGAAGCACAAGUUCCUGAAUGAACAGGACUUGGAUGAGCUUGUCGCCAAGUCUAACAUGAGCUACGAGCAGGUGAGAGAGUGGUUUGCAGAGAUUCAUCAGAAGGAGGAAAUUGGUACCAACCCGUUUGAAGAUAAAACGGGAAAUGAAGACCAAGUUGAGGAGGAGGACGAGUCACAGGGUGAAAAUGAGACUGCGGUUGAGGAGCAAGGACCUGUUUUGGGAGAUGAAGAUGACGACGACACUGAUGACAGCGAUACCUGGGAGCCUCCACAGAGCGUUCGAAAAACAUUGCCCAUGUCUGAGGGUCAGUGAUCUUUCUGAAUUGGCUUUAUUCUGAGCAAUGGCCCUUGGUGAAAAACCAUGACUGUGUUGGGUCUCGACCACAUGCCCUCUACCACUGCACCAAUUCUUCUUAUAUUCUAUGUAGUUUCACAUAAGGUUUGACAAGAUCUUUCUAUCAUAAACAUUGAGGAGAACCGUUUUUGGUCAGAAUGUUUGAAAACAUUUAAAGAUUGAGAAGUCAUGCACAUUAACAGGGUUUUUUUCUCUGCGGCUCUGAAGUUGCAGCGAUAACUCAAGAUCCCUUAAAUAAUAUUAACAAUAUCAUGCAUACAAUUUGAACUUAUGUCUACCAGAAUUGAUCAUGCACCUUAAACCUUUGUACAUGCAAAGACAUCCUAGGCCUUUCUAUAGGGCCUUUUAAAUGGGCUUUUUUCAUUUUGAGUCAAAUGGAGAACACUUAGUGCCAAAGGUGUUGUAUUGAAUGUUAUGGUUCCCUUAAUAAUGGACACAAUAGCUAAUUAAGGGAAUAUUCAUGAAUACAUUGUGUCAAUUGGACGCAUGAGGCACUUUGUCAACCACUGUGAUGUACGGAACUUAAACGCAACUUAGCCACCUUAUUUGUGUAGGGCGAGACUAAACAUUUCAAAUUGAAUUUUCAAAUUCAGUGACACAAAAGUGUUUUAUUUUUCAUUCCCAGUGUUUAAUCGUCUACAUACUGACCAUGGAUAUGUGAUGUACAGCACAGUACAUCCCAACAGGAAGUUGUAGGUAUUCCUGUAGUCCCGUUGACUGGGGUUAAUGGGGUCAUCUUCAAACAAUAACAGCUAAUACUCAUCUUGCUGGGGAAGUUAGUUUGUGGAAAUGUCAAUGGUUCUAAUAAACAGGUGAUGUGA